Molecule: messenger RNA, 1919 nt
Organism: Pseudogymnoascus verrucosus
Lineage: Eukaryota; Fungi; Ascomycota; Leotiomycetes; Thelebolales; Thelebolaceae
Exons: 2
Coding region: 366-1847 (493 amino acids)
Biological process (GO): nickel cation transmembrane transport
Cellular component (GO): plasma membrane
Molecular function (GO): nickel cation transmembrane transporter activity
Source: RefSeq, a predicted model, not a curated record
CACCCCUCCGGCUUUGCUGUUUACAGCUAGGAGCCGGGACUCGUUUACUUUAUAAUGACAUGCCUCAUGGCGGGGCCAAAUGCAAUGACAAGAAACUAGGAGGGAAAAUAUUUGCGCACUCCCUCCUCCUCUUCACUCUUCGUCCUCUCCUCCUCUACUAUUCUCCUCCCCUUCCUCUUCGAUAGAGUAUACUGGAAUCGUCGCGCCUACCUCGUGAAACUAUCCCCCGGUGUUUACCUCGUCAUCCUUACCUCAGUGGUGAAGCGCGCUUAUAACCAGCUAUAUACCCGCCGUAUACCCGCCCUUCAGAGGAGGAACGCAAGAGGAGAUCCCCACCAAACACGCCCACCACCACACCCCUCACCAUGCCUCCCACCUCCCCCUCCCGCCGCCCCUCCCUCCCCGCGCGCCUCGCCGCCCGCCUCCCCUCCCGCCUACGCAUCCUCCCCUUCCCCGCCAUCCGCAUCAUCGCCUUCCUCAUCCUGGUAAACGCCCUCCUCUGGGCCGCCAGCGGCGUCGUCAUCCACUACCACCCCUACCUCUCCGGCCCCGCCAUCCUCUCCUACACCCUCGGCCUCCGCCACGCCCUAGACGCCGACCACAUCGCGGCCAUCGACCUAAUGACCCGGCGCCUUGUCGCGUCCGGCCAGCACCCCGUCACGGUCGGCACGUGGUUUAGUCUCGGCCACUCCACCAUCGUGAUCAUAACAUGUAUCGUGGUUGCUGCCACGGCCGGGGCACUUGAAGAGCGCUUCGGCGGCUUUUCGCGCGUCGGCGGCAUCAUUGGGACGGCUGUUAGUGCGGCGGUGCUGAUCCUGCUGGGGAUUGGAAACGGGUAUUUGCUGUUUAGGCUGGUGAAGCGGAUGCGGGCUGUGCUGCGGCGGCAGGGGCGGGCGGAGGAAGGGGGCGAUGGGGAGAAAGAUGGGUUGUUGGGGGUUGCGGGAGGUGGGAUCUUGUUGAGGGUGUUGAGGAGGGUGUUUCGGUUUAUUGAUCGGCCGUGGAAGAUGUACCCCCUCGGCGUGCUGUUUGGGCUGGGCUUUGAUACGAGCAGUGAGAUUGCGGUGUUGGGGAUUGCGUCGGUGCAGGGAGCGUCGGGGACGAGUUUGUGGUUGAUUCUGAUUUUUCCGUUGUUGUUUACUGCCGGAAUGUGCCUCCUCGACACCACAGAUGGUGCUUUGAUGAUGACGCUCUACACCACCAGUGCCAAAGCUCGAGACCCCCUCGCCACGCUCUACUACUCCAUCAUCCUCACGGGCAUCACCGUGAUGGUAGCAAUCUGUAUCGGCACGAUCCAACUCCUGUCGCUAAUCGCCAAUGUUGCGGAGCCAGAGGGACCCUUCUGGGACGGCCUGGAGACGCUGGGGGAGUAUUAUGAUGUUCUAGGAGGGUGCAUUUGUGGACUAUUUGUGAUAGGGGCUGUCGGGGGUGUGAUAGCGUAUAAGCCGUGGAGGAGGUGGGUUGCGAAGGAUUGGGAGGAAGAGGAGAUUAUGGAUGAGGGGGAUAGGAAGGAAGCGUGCCUCGAGAAGGGAGAGGGUGGUAUUGGUGGUGAAUCGGGGACGGGGGUUGGAGAGAAGGUGCCACUUGGAAAGGAGGACGAACGCCGCGAAUCUGAGGGAGCGGGCAGAGUGGUUCAAGUGGAUUUGCUUGGUCGUGGGCAUGAUGAUAUCGAGCCGGCUGAAGUGCCAGUUAAGAACAGUGCCUUCGUCUCUGGAGACGUGGCUGAGGAGACAAAGAAGAGCUCUGCCAUCUCCCCUGAGAUUAUCCAAGACUCGCAGGAAGCUCAGACCGCUGCUGUGUCGGGCACAGACGUAAAGAACGACGAUAUACCCUCGAGACUGGCGAGAUGAGGCAUCUUAGAAAUGUAACACAGUGUAACAGCUGCACAAACCAUAUAGCUAAUAAAUACAAUAAAAACCUGG